AUUACAUCAUUAUUGCUCUCUAGUCAGCUGAAUUAUUUUGCCUAUGAAUAAUUAAUGGUCAACAGGAAAGUAAACAAAGUCUGCUUCAAUGAGAUGUUGACAAACAAAAGUUGCAGGAAAUAUCAUAUUUGUCUUUCCGUUUCUUGCCAAAACAAAUGCCUAUAAAAGACCAUACGCAUCUAGACUUUGAAGAAUCAUCGAAUAAUCCUCCAUUUAUCUCUGAAAAUGCAAUUCUUCAGCUUGGUUUCCAUUUUCCUAUUCCUAUCUUUCCUAUUUUUGUUGAGGAAAUGGAAGAACUCCAAUAGCCAAAGCAAAAAAUUGCCACCAGGUCCAUGGAAAAUACCAAUACUAGGAAGUAUGCUUCAUAUGAUUGGUGGAGAACCGCACCAUGUCCUUAGAGAUUUAGCCAAAAAAUAUGGACCACUUAUGCACCUUCAGUUAGGUGAAAUUUCUGCAGUUGUGGUUACUUCUAGGGACAUGGCAAAAGAAGUGCUAAAAACUCAUGACGUCGUUUUUGCAUCUAGGCCUAAAAUUGUAGCCAUGGACAUUAUCUGUUAUAACCAGUCCGACAUUGCCUUUAGCCCUUAUGGCGACCACUGGAGACAAAUGCGUAAAAUUUGUGUCAUGGAACUUCUCAAGACCAAAGUUAUGGUUAAUGUUUGGGCAUUGGGAAGAGAUCCAAAAUAUUGGGAUGACGCGGAAAGCUUUAAGCCAGAGAGAUUUGAGCAAUGCUCUGUGGAUUUUUUUGGUAAUAAUUUUGAGUUUCUUCCCUUUGGCGGUGGACGGAGAAUUUGUCCUGGAAUGUCAUUUGGUUUAGCUAAUCUUUACUUGCCAUUGGCUCAAUUACUCUAUCACUUUGACUGGAAACUCCCAACCGGAAUCAUGCCAAGAGACUUAGACUUGACCGAAUUAUCGGGAAUAACUAUUGCUAGAAAGGGUGACCUUUACUUAAAUGCCACUCCUUAUCAACCUUCUCGAGAGUAAUUCAAUAUUGGCAUAAACAUUUUAAAUUUCCUUCAUCAACCUCAAUAUUGUACAAUAAUCAUUCUUCUGGUGUUAUAGGCUUUAUCGAUUUCCAAUACAUGUAUUCUUUAUUAAAAAAUGUAUCACAUUCCAUGUAUAAGGAGGACGCACCAAUUAAUUGUGCCAUGAUUUUAUGGUAACUUGUUCCAUCUUA
Molecule: messenger RNA, 1177 nt
Organism: Nicotiana tabacum (common tobacco)
Lineage: Eukaryota; Viridiplantae; Streptophyta; Magnoliopsida; Solanales; Solanaceae
Source: RefSeq, a predicted model, not a curated record